Messenger RNA from Oncorhynchus gorbuscha (pink salmon), 2334 nucleotides. It is a transcript of the gene parvaa, whose product is annotated as parvin, alpha a. Gene Ontology annotation, cellular component: cytoplasm; focal adhesion; actin cytoskeleton. The transcript has 4 exons. Gene Ontology annotation, molecular function: actin binding. The coding region runs from base 1607 to 1978 and encodes 123 amino acids. The record is from RefSeq and is a predicted model, not a curated record. NCBI's taxonomy places the organism in Eukaryota, Metazoa, Chordata, Actinopteri, Salmoniformes, Salmonidae. Gene Ontology annotation, biological process: actin cytoskeleton organization; cilium assembly; substrate adhesion-dependent cell spreading.
UUUCAGUACUUGUCAUUGACUACCGUGACACUUUUGGUCUUCAAGGCACAGUUUUCAGUACUUGUCAUUGACUACUGUUACAUUUUUGGUAUUCUAGGCACAGUUUUCAGUACUUGUCAUUGACUACCGUGACACUUUUGGUCUUCAAGGCACAGUUUUCAGUACUUGUCAUUGACUACUGUUACAUUUUUGGUAUUCUAGGCACAGUUUUCAGUACUUGUCAUUGACUACCGUGACAUUUUUGGUCUUCUAGGCACAGUUUUCAGUACUUGUCAUUGACUACCGUGACACUUUUGGUCUUCUAGGCACAGUUUUCAGUACUUGUCAUUGACUACCGUGACAUUUUUGCAUCGUUUCUUUGAGUAAUGGUAUGACUGUUCUCUCCGUCCAUUAAGAGCGAGAUGCUUUCCAAGCCCUGUUUGACCCUACUCCAGAAAAGCUCAAUGUUGUGAAACAGGUACUGUGUGUUAUUUGUUAAUACUGUAGCAGUGUUUUAUUGUACUGUUGCUAUUGUUUUGGUUCUACUCCAGCACAUGAUACAAUGACUGAGGUUAAAGGGUAUUCGGUCAGCUUUGAUUGUAGGGUUUUUUUCAUCCAUAUCUGAUGAGCAGUUAUGAUAUUACAGCACAUUUUGUACAUAGUCCCCCCAAAAGUAUUUGGACAAAUUCAAUUACAGUUUUGUUUGUAUUAAAGUAGUCAAAGGUGUUGUAUUUGGUCCCAUAUUCUAAACUUGUGACUACAAACUUGUUUUAAUGCAUUUUCAGUUUGUUUUGAUUGAGUUUUAGAUUAUUUAGUGUCCAAAAUAAAUGAAUGGUAAAAAACUCAAAUGACACAAUACAUGAUUUACCAUUAAUUUCUAUUGGGCACAAAAUCAUCUGAAACACAACCAAAACAAACUGCAGAUGCAUCCAACAAGUUUGUAGAGUCACACAGUAAGAAUAUAGGAACAAAUGCAAAACGUUUGAAUAAUUUACAUUUCCAAUGCAGCCGUUAUUUUCUCUCAAUAUCAAACCAUUUUUGGGUAACAUUUAAGUUCAUUAAUGUGAUUGUUUUCAAUUAAAAUAGUUAAAAAUAUAUAAAAAUAGCUUCUUAGCAAAGAGCAGUUUCUCAAGCAAUAAUUUUGCUUGGACUGUCUGCAAGUGUUCUGAGUGGGGAGGGGGAAUUGAAAAUGUUCUGUUGUAGGCAGAGAUGUUUGGAACUCUCUUAUUGGUCUAUUAACUCAUUUAAUGCAUGGUGAUGUCACAAUGGAAGACCAAAUCUUCAGACCAAACAGGCUGAAAUGUCUGUCUUUUCAAAUAGCUCUUACACUAAAUGGGCAUAAUCAUAAUUUUAAAAAUGUCACAGUAUUAUUCCAACCUAGUCUGGAAACAUAUAUACAACAUGGGAAAAUCACAUUUGUGACUGCACUGGGCCUUUAAUACAUAUACAACUGAAUUUGUCCAAAUGCUUUUGGUUCCCUAUAAUUGGGGGACUAUGUACAAAAAGUGCUCUAAUUUCCCAAUUGAAAAUACCCUCAAUUUAAAGCUGACAGUCUGCACUUUAAGAUCACAGUCUUGUACUAUUUUCAAAUCCAAAGAGCUGGAGAACAGAGCCAAAACAACAACACAUGUGUCACUGUCCAAAUACUUCAGGGUCUCACUGUAAAUGGCUGCUGUUUCCACAGACUCUCAUCACCUUUGUGAACAAACACUUGAACAAGCUCAAUCUGGAGGUGGCUGAACUGGACACACAGUUUGCUGACAGUGUUUACCUGGUUCUGCUGUUGGGACUGCUGGAGGGCUACUUUGUUCCGCUCUAUAAUUUCUUCCUGACAGAUGAGAACUUUGACCAAAAGGUGUACAACGUGUCCUUCUCCUUUGAGCUGAUGCAAGAUGAAGGUCUGGAGAGACCCAGGCCUGAAGAUAUUGUGAACUGUGACCUCAAGUCCGCGCUGAUGGUGCUGUAUAAUCUCUUCACCAGAUACAGAAAUGUGGACUGAAUAUGUGGUGUUGUUGGCACUCAUUUUACUGGUAAAUAUUCAAUUGCAAUUUUCACAAUUGCAUGCUUCUAGGGAAGCUUUUUAAUUAUGCCAAGAGCACUACGAACCAAUCCAGGACAUUAAGCAUUUUUAUUAUGAAACAACAAUUUAGCAAUAGAUUGUACCAAAUAUUGUAUGUGCCAUAAUAAUAACUAUAAAUUGUAUGUGCCAUGUUUUACUUGUCUGCAACUACACUAAUAUCACGUUCUGACCUUUAUUUCCUUUGUUUUGUAUUUAUUUAGUAUGGUCAGGGCGUGAGUUGGGUGAGCAGUCUAUGUUUGUUUUUCUAGGUUUUGGGUAUUUCUAUGUUUCGGCCU